UGGCUCAUUUGAUGUAAACGUGUGGCAGAGCAACAGCAAGAAGCACCUUUUCGUGUUCUCACAACUACAUCUCUGAUAAUUCAGUGCGAGCAGUCGAUUAUUCGGGCGCUGCGACCCGCAAAAAAUCAUCGAGGAACGACGUCGGUAUCAUUGGUUUUUUCCUGCGUGCUGAUAUGCACACACAGUAUGAAUAUUUUCUUUGACAUCUACUUCUGUCAUCAAAAGAAUGAUCGACCUUAUCCACAUCCUCCGCCCUGCUUGUGCAGCUGGCUUCCGCGGCCGCCCAUAGAGAGUUUCAUUGUUGUCGGUCAAAGAACAAGUAGUACAGAAGUUGUCGUCGAAAAUCGAUGGAUCAUUUGAGAUGAUCAUGUUGAUGACGUCGUCUCUUGCGAAGAUUUAUUUCGGUCUCACCUGCUAAAACUUCUCUCGGAUCAUCGAAGAUCUUCACAGGUGAUAGAUGUUGCGUCAAUUAUUAUCCUGUGUGGCCCUUUUCAGGAACUACCCACCUGUAGUCGAUGCUCGUGCAGCUAUUUGUAAACUAUAUAUCCCCCACGAAAUUAUAAUGAACUCGAACUCGAAGCGGGACUACAGUUUCUCAUGCCAGUUUGUGGCUCUGGUUCUGGAAAAAUAAGAAUCUGUGAUGGAGGUUUUGUUUCAGUACUUACUACGGUAGUAAUUUUUACCCCCGAUCAUUAUGGACACCACUUUCAGAACAUCAAAGACGUGAACAAUCGUUGACCCCGGUAAAAAUUCGGAAGUGCUCGGUCCUGCUCUUUCUGACAUUCCCUUUAUUCCUUACUCUUAUCGACACUAACUUACUACCGCACUUGCUUAGCACCGAGAGAAUGUUAGUCGCGGUGUAGAAGAUGCGGAUCCUAGUGGUAUUCUCCCAAUGUUGGUAGAUUAAUUGCGGAAGUUGUGGGAAAUCGAAAUCCAAAUCUUUAGCAACAGUACAACUAGAACCAUAUCCCCCACCUAUGGAUCCUACUAAGCGUGGCUACAAAAACGCGCUGGACGCGUCCUACACUGGCGGUACGUCCCAGCUAUCGUGGGGAAAUUUGAAACUGUCGCAGUCUCACCUUGUGAUGCGGAGCGUGGUCCUUGAGACAGUUUUUUGUCAUGCUUGUUCUCGACAGGUAUAAGAAUGAAAUGGACACUUUAAAAUAAGUACUAAGUACCUGUUUUAUUCAUCUCUUGCAUCUGACGCUGAAGGAAAUGAAUAAUAAAAUCUGUAAUGCUGAACCUGCAUAAGGUUUGAGACUGAGGCAGUUUUUUCGUACGAUGUCCGCCCCUGUUCGAUUUCAAAGCGUAUUCCAACAAGACGGCACAUAUCAACUGCAAAAGUAUCGUACUCGUAUAAAUGCAUUACAAAUUUCCGCAGCAUGAGAAAUAAAAUUUGUAAUGCGGAUUUGCGUUCAGAAAAAAAUUUGUAAUGCAUGAUUGCAAUACGAGCACGAUAGUACUUUAGCACAGGAUACCACACCCAGUCGGGUACAGGUCGUCGUCGCAAAGCGGGACCACAAGAAAUUCGAACAAAACUUCGCCCGAGUUGUAUCCUGAUUAAAAACUACGUCCCCACGACCCCAGAGUCAAGUUGUCAAAUCUGCUACACAAAUCAGCCAGCUUUGGUUGUUUCGCAUGACAAGUUUGGGUUCGUAGUGUAGUAGUCCUUUUUAGCUGGUGGAGCCGCAUGACAAAUUGGCUACCUGAUCCUGAUUCCAGCAUGACAAGAAAAUACCAGAUAGCACCACAGUAGAAAAUGGCUGUCAUUGGGCUCUGCAUGAGAAACAUUUUCAGCAUGCAGAUUUGCAUUACAACUAUGGGGAGGUGGGGACGUUUUUGCAUAGGAUAAGUUGCAGCAGGGGCAGAAUUUGAUUCCCGGCGAGCAGCAACGCAUGGAUCAUGCCGGUGCAUUUUUUGGGGACGGCAGCGUGCAGCAAGGGCCAGCAUCAGCAAGUGUCGUUCCGCCGCCACCGCCACUACCGAAAAAUUUGGGCAGUCCGAAGAACGCAUCUUCAAACCGUCGCCCAGCGCCCAUCAGGACGGAGGACUCCGGAACAACAAACGUUGCAGCGACAAGUGGUAACUACAAUAAUGACUUUUCUUCACCAAAGAAUGUCAAAAAUGUGGACGGGCUAGUACAUGGUGGAAAUCAAAUAUGCAAGAAAAAAACUGUGUAAAAAUGCAGAACAUGCGACAGAGUAUACACCUGUCAUGCCAGACAGCCAUGAAGUCCGCUUUUCAUGUGUGUUUUCCCUUAGAGGCCACGCAUGACCACAGGUUUUUUCUGUUAUGUAGAUCAAAUUUGUGAUGCUGGCAGCCAAAGAAAGCUAGACUGACACAGUUUUUUUCUUGGAUAUCAAAACCAAAAGCACCAGACGACGCCGUCGAGUGGCAAUAAAAUCCGCGAAGCCAGUAGCAUGCGGGAGUACGCUAUCCUGAGUAAAAACGUCCCCACCCCAGAGUUGUCAUGCAAAAACACUUGCUCAAAAUGUUUCUCAUGCGGGGCCCUAUGACAGGUAUUUUCUAGUCGUGUUUUGGAAUUUGUAAUGCUCCAAUCAGCAUGGUAGGCUAGAUUUGUGAUGCUUCUGAACGAGGUAAACAGGAUUACAGUACGAGGCCGAACUUGUUAUGCGCAACGCCCUAAGCUUGUAGAUUUGUCUAGCAGAUUGACUAUGGGGUGGGGACGUUUUUCCUCAGAAUAUACGCAGCACCUUUGUCACCGGAGUUUCGGAAACCGAAAACAAGCGGUACAACUUAUCCUGAGCAAGAACGUCCCCACCCCAGAGUUGUCAUGCAGAUUUGCAAUGACAGGAACAUUUGUAAUGCGCAUCUACAUCAGAGGCAUUUCCAAUCGUGUUUUGGCAUUUGUAAUCCUGUAAACAGGAUGAGGAGAUGAGUUUGUCAUGCGACUGUCCUUCCUAACCUGCACUACACUACAAAGACGAACUUGUCAUGCAUGGCUUCCAAAACUCCUCGAUUUGUGUUGCAGAGUUCACAACUUGACUAUGUGGUGGGGACGUUUUUACUCAGGAUACAAGUACGCCCAAAUCUACAAGCAACGCCGCUAACAUGCUGAAUGCGAGGCUCGAGUCCACAACCAGCUACAGUCGGCAGGGCAGCAGCAGCGAAUUCCGGCAGGUGCGCAUGCGCACGCCCAGUCACGGGUAUCCAAGAAAAAAACUGCGUAAGUGUAAAUUAGUGUUGCAGAAAAUGCAAAACUGUUACACUUGUCAUGCUGGACAUGCAUCAGAGGCAAUUUUCGUGCGUGUUUUCACGUACUAGCUACGCAUGACAGGAGGUUUUCUGUGUCAUGCAGAGGAAACUUGUGAUGCUAUUCCUCCAAGAAACUUACACUUACACAGUUUUUUUCCUGGAUAACGGGGAAGUGGUGGUUAAUAGAAGUGCUUCUGGUGGAGGAGGUGCAGCGGCCACGACACAGGAGCUGCAUCUUCAAACGGAAUUUAUUUCAUCGCAAGGAACUAGUACGACGCCAGCGAAUUAUAAUUUUUGGCCCAGCUGGGUCUGGCAGUACGCCGCGAACAGCUUUCAGGACGGACGAACUAGUAUGGAAUGCAAAUAUCUGGUCAUCAAGAACAUCUUCCGGCGGGUGGUCUGCAACCAGGGAGCCGACAUUUGUCAUGCUGUUUUUGCAUUUGCAGGAAGGGGUGGAAUUUAUCACGCAGAGAGUAUCCGGAUCAUUCGUCAAUAAGCUUUUUCAUCGAUCGAUCCUUAGACCCCCGUCUGAGAUGAAGUAGUGCUCAUGGAUCUUCGGGACGAGACAAGAUGAAACGCACAUCCUUUAUUUCUCACUAUACAACAAGACGGAUUUUUCAUUUUAUCAUCCACUCCAUAUCAACUCAUUCUCAACAGCAUCACAAGUUUGCGCAGUGGUCUUUCAUCGCAGAGGACCACCACCCAACCAUUUUUGCAAAAAUGCAUAGGGGCAAGCAACACAACUUCUAAGGGCCCGUCACAUUUCAAAUAUCUCGACGGCGUCCCAGCGGGAACUACAAGUGCUGGUGCCCAGCAGCAAAGAGGAUUUGCGGGUGGAAGUAGGAGACCCUAUAAAGAUUACAUCGACGACGAGCUGUCUUCUAGAGGAUUCUACUCUCGUUUCCUCCACGAGAAGUGCGGCCUGACGCCGAAACUGCUCCUCGCAGUGCUUGCGGGCUUGGCCCUCGGCGCGGUGCUGGUGAUUGUCACGUUUUUGCUGUUCGCCGGAGAUGGAAUAUCAAACAAAAAAAGUUCCUCACGAUCGUCACUCAUGCGCAUUUUUGUAAUGCAAAACUUUCUGUCAUGCUAAAAAAUGCAUCACAGCCAAACUUUACAGGGGAUUUGCCUAGUGCUUCUGCAAUACAAGGAAGAGUUGUUAUUCUAAAAAAGUUUGUAAUGCAAAACCUGCAUUAGUUAGUGACUGUGAAAAACUUUUUUCCCUCCAUAUGGAAAAACGAGCAGUGAGGAGGGCAAUCCUUCAAAUAUCCUGAGUAAAAAUGUCCCCACACCAGAGUUGUCAUGCAAAUGCGCAAUGAGAGGAAAAUUUUUAAUGCGCGUCUCCAUGAGAGGCAUCGCAUUUCCAAUCGUGUUUUUGACUUUGUAAUGCUGUAGGCACGAUGGGAAGCUGGGUUUCUCAUCCGGCUUCCCUUGCUGACCAGCACUACACUGCAGAUGGAAGCUUGUCAUGCGCAGCUCUCAAAACUUGGAGGUUUGUGUUGCAGAUUUACCAACUUGACGUAUGGGGUGGGGACGUUUUUACACAGGAUAUCAGAGACCGGGACGAGGAACCCCGGCUCGCAGCAGGAACCUGCUAUGUCCCUGUCCGAAGUGCAACGAUCCAUAACAAAUGCUCUAGUGAUAUCAAAUGCAAAAGUGUCUGGGUCUGGAAGGUUGCAACUUGUAAUGCUACUUCUGGAUCGUGCAAAAAUCUGUGUUGCAUGAAUGCCAAAAGCUGUCCACUUUUGACCCAGUUGAGAGGAAGUUUCUCAUGCAGGAAAGGCAUGAUACGGAUCUCACAGAAUCUGUCAUGCUAGGUCCUGCAUUCCAGACGACGUGGAUCAUGGAAAAUCUGCAUGACAAACCUAGCAAUGUUCCAGACCCAGACAUUUUUGCUUUUGAUAAGUGAACGGCGUGCCCCAUUUCAACGCCGGCGACCCCUGUACUACGGUGACGAUCUACCAGAGCGAGCAGGAAACCCUACUCACGAAGCAAAUCCCCACCAACGUGCGAAUAAGGUUGACGGAAACUAUGCAAUGCAGAAGCAUCGUACUAGUAUAAAUUGCAUUACAAAUUAUAGCCCAGCACUACAAAUUAAAUUUGUAAUGCUGAUUUACCUUAUGAAAGAGAUGCAAUUACUACGAGUACGAUACUUUUGCACGGGAUAGAAACCAACCUGCAGCAAAUGAUGCAGUCGUUUGAUACGACAAGGAGUUCGAGUACUGAGUGUAUCAAUACGCAUUGCAAAUAUGUCUCGUUCCUCUGGAAGAUUAAAACUUGUCAUGCUAAAUCUGAAUGAUGCAAAUAUCUGUGGUGCGUGAGUACCAAAAUCCGUCCGCCUUUGACCAAAUUGAGAGGGAGUUUCUCAUUCAGGAAAGGCAUGAUAGAGACCGGAAGAAAUCUGUCAUGCUGGGUCUCGCAUUCCAGACCUAAUGGCUCAUGCAAAACGUGCAUGACAAGUCUCAGAAUCUUUCCGACCCGGACAUAUUUGCAAUUCAUAAUCAACGCGGCGUGGCAAAUCAGAUACGCGUUCGACGAUGUGCUGGCGAUGCAAGACCUAGCUGCGCAGGUGGAGGACAACAACGCACAAUUAGCCGGAAGUAGUUCGUCAUCUGGAGCAGGUACUUCUUCGGCACCCGCUUCCUCAGCCGUGAAAGAAACAAAAUCCGUAUCGCAAGGAAGAAUUCCCCCCUGGCCCGUAUUGACGAGGUAGGUUUUCGAAAAUUUGUGUUGCUGAUUUGUGACGACCACAAAUCGCGUCUGUCUUGCAAGACGCCAUUUAUUCCACCGGCUCCGCCGCAUUAUUCUUGCAGGCGGUUUGUCAUGCUGUUGGGCCUGCAGCGCGGACGUUUUUCAUGCUAAGCGCCUAGGUCACAGCCUCGCUGCUCAGGCUUGGUAUGGGUCUGCAGUCCGCUCCAUCAAGACGAAUCUGACUUGUGUACGCAAAUCCAGCUACUUCGGAGACUUUGUUUUGAUAGAUAUCUAUGGGGAGGGGGAUUUUUCCUUUUGAUAAUCCGUGGCCGAAAUUCAGACGGAAAUUACCCGCGAGUUGACGGGUAUUUCGGCAGAACCGUAUUACAGUGAAAAGUGCCCCCCACCCCCAAAGUGGCAAAAAUUUGUGAUGCGAAGUUUCCAAAUGAAAAUUUUUUGUCAUGCAUGAAAGGAAUAUGAAUCUUUCUGAUGCAGAUUCUCGUGGUGUUUCGCAUCGCUCGCAUGACAAGCACCGCUCUUGCUGGGAUCUUUUGCAAUACAAAUUUUUGCUAUUCACCAUCGGAAAUCUGUGAUGCUGAUACACGCAAGAGGGCGAAUGUUUCAUUUGGAAAGGUUUGCAAUGCAAAUGCUUUCAAGUUCGGGGGUGGGGGCAUUUUUCAUUGUGAUAAACCGGACGCCAAGCAAAAAACGCAGCUCGCGUUGAACCUGCACCGGAAAUUUCUGAGUAGCUACCAAUUGCCCCUUAUGCAUUGCAAAUAUGUCUGGGUCUGGGAGAGUGCAACUUGUGAUGCUCAUUUGGAUGCUGAAAAAAUCUGUAUUGCAUGAGCAGCAAGAGGAGUCAAAUUUGGCUACGCGGAGGGGGCGUUUGUCAUGCGGGAUGCGCGUCGAUAAACGGUAAAAAGUCUGUAGUGCUAGGGCAUACAUCACAGACAUCAUGGAUCAUGGAAAAUGUGCAUGACAAAGUUGUCCUCUACCAGAUGCAGACACAUUUGCAUUUGAUACCCCUCGACAUCGAGAUUAUCGUGAAAAAUGCGGAGCUGAAGUUGAACAGCUACUACCGAGUUUUGCCGAUCGACUCCCAGAAUUCAGAAACGGCGUUGGUCGAUAACUUCGGAACCGAAGUGUUGCAGAUGCUUUUGGAGCAGGAGUUUGAAAGAAUUCUAGCUUUACCUUCCAGCUCCGGAGGGAGUGGCGGGGGCGUUUCGGGGACGCAGGUCGUGCCAACAGCUGCAGCAACAACGACAGCGUCAGCCUCCUCUUCGAAUGGUGGCAGCGCAGGGACCUCAACUUCGCAAGCAGCAGCUGCUGGUCCAGCAACAGCUAUCCCAUGUAAAAACGUCCCCACCCCAUAGUUGUCAUGCAAAUCUGCAUGGUAAAAAUGUUUCUCAUGCGGAGCCCUAUGAGAAGCGUUUUCUCUUCGUGUUUUGACAUUUGUGAUGCUUGAAUCAGCAUGCUAGGCUAGAUCUGUGAUGCUGCUGGGGCUAUUAUAAAUAGGAUUAUACUACGAGGCCAAACUUGUCAUGCGCAGCAACCAAAGCUGGUGGAUUUGUCUAGCAGAAUUCCCAUCUUGGCAGCUCUGAUGUGGGGACGUUUUUACAUAGGAUAACAGUACCGUCCGCCACGAAUCCCGCGUCUGACCGGGGAAAAGUGGUGUUGCCUUACCAACUGCAAAUAUGUCUGGGUCUGGAAGAGUGUAAACUUGUCAUGCUGUCUUUGGAUUCCAAAAAAAUCUGUAUUGCGUAAGGAGCAAGAGGAGUCCAGUUUAUGCUACGCGGCGGGGGUAUUCCUCAUGCGGUAUAGGCAUCAGGACGCCCUCGCAAAAUCUGGGAUGCUAGGUUAUGCAUUACAGGCAUCAUCGGCCAUGCAAAAUGUGCAUGACAAGUGUUCAUCCAACCUUUCAGACCCAGACAUUUUUGCAUUUGAUAUGCCUCCCACUCCAACCACGACCACGAGCGCGCCGACUCAGUUCGCCACGAAUUAUCAAAAUGAAAAAUCCCCCCUCCCCAUAUCGAAAGGGAAGUCUGUGAUGCUGUAUUUGCGUACACAAAUCAGCUUUGUCGUGCAGUAGAGCACUACAGGCAGAUGCAAAGCCUGGAACGGGGUGGCUUGAGGUAGUCACUUAGCAUGGCAGAUGUCUGCCCCAUUGGCGCGGCAGCAUUACAAAUCGCCUGCGAAAUGCGGCGGAAGCUCUGGCUUUGCCCUCUUGCAAGACAGACUCGAUCUGUGGCCACAAAUCAGCAUCACAAAUUUUGAAACGCGCACCGUUUCGAUAUGGGGAGGGGGGAUUUUUCCUCACAAUACGAAUUCCAAUCUGUUCACCCCCGUCAGCCUCACCUCCGGCGCGUUGCAAAUUGUGACCGACCGCGUGAUGGGGGGCAUUUCUACGGCGUCGUAUGAUACGGGAAGGAAAAUCUUCCAGGGCAAUGUUCUAGCCGCGAACAACGGCGGUUUUGCAUCGGUUCGGAUGUACAAAGCAAUGAAUUUUGACAAAGCCGCGGGCUACAAGGGGUUGUACGUGAAAGCGCGGCGGGCGGACGACAUUACGAACGACGGCACAAAUCGGGAAAUCACCCUGGAAAUGAUCGCCGACGUGAGCGGUGUGGGGCAGUACGUGAUGGAGUUUAAACCGAAUUUUUCGGACACUUCCGCGACUUUCCUCUUUCCCUUUGACGGCUCCUGGGCGCAGGAGGCUUUCAGCUGGCGGCGGAGUGGGAAGCGGGCGGUCUUGUUUGACCCGACAAAAAUCGGGAUGCUGGGGUUUAUGGCGAUCAAGCCGAAGAUUCUCGGGGAGUUCGCCGUGUACAUAGAGGAGCUGGGUGGUUAUUUCUGAUGCCAAAUUUUUAUUUUUAUGAGAAGCAUAAUGCCCGAUCUCAGCCUCAGGUUCCUCGUUUUUGUAAACAGGAGUGACAGGAGCGACAGAACAGGAGUAAGUUGCAGACAUAGAAGAAGAAGAUGUGCAGCAGGAGUGUGGGUUUGCAAUCUUCUCGACGAGGAGAAGCAUGAUAGAUAAGGCGGCCGGACUAUACAGUGUCGGUGUCGCCGAAGCAAGAGAACAAAAAGUCUACACAAGUACUCACCGCACAUCAGCCACAGCGCGAUCAUGAAGCUGAUUUUAUUUCUGUUGUUCAUCCCACCUCUCGUUUGACUGACCUGCGAAAGAU
Amoebophrya sp. A120 is the source of this 9086-nucleotide messenger RNA. NCBI's taxonomy places the organism in Eukaryota, Dinophyceae, Syndiniales, Amoebophryaceae. The record is from the annotation of a GenBank genome assembly.